AUGGCAAGUAAUUUACCAGAAUCAGAUCUUUAUAUAGAUUACAAGGCUUUUUUAUCGAAUAAUUUUGAUCCUAAAGAGUAUGCAAAUUCUACUGUAAACUCCACCUCGGACGGUGAAAGCGAUAUAACAAUAUCACUUGCAAAAUUGUCGUUUAGUAUUGAUAAUUUAAAUAAACAAUUACAUGAUCAGGUUGUUACCCAUUUCGAGGAUUUAAUUUUGCAAGCAGCUGGAAUAAGAGAUUUGGAAAUUGUAUUAAAUUCUGUUAAAGAAGGAAUUAAAUCUCUUAAUACAUCUUUGGAUAGGCUUAAGACAAAAAUAUAUACACCUUAUUCACAAAUAAAGAAUUACAUUAUACAAUUAGAAAGGUUACAAAUUGCUUCAGAUUUAUUACGAAAAGUUGUUCGAUUCUUUUAUCUAGCAAGAUGUUUAGAAACUGCUUCAAAUAUUAGUGAAUUGGAGGCUCUUUUAAAAGAAGUUGAUUUUGAAGGAAUUGAUCUUGUUCAAGCUCAACUUCCUAAAAUUCGGCAAUCAAAGACAAAGAUUUCGAACGAAGCACAUCGUUUGUUAACCGAAGGGAUAGACAAACAGAAAGAAGUAGACAUUGCUCUUG
Dentiscutata erythropus is the source of this 610-nucleotide messenger RNA. The record is from the annotation of a GenBank genome assembly. NCBI's taxonomy places the organism in Eukaryota, Fungi, Glomeromycota, Glomeromycetes, Diversisporales, Gigasporaceae.